CGAGGCCGGGAGGCGGAGCAGCCCCGAGCAGCCCCGGUCCCAGCCCCGGUCCCGGCCCCUCGGCAGCAGCCUCCGUGGCGGUGCCCGGCGCCUGACAGCGGCGGGAGCGGGGACGAACCGCCUGCCGGGACACCGAGCGACCUCGGGCUUCAGCCGCAGUUCUCAGCCCAGCUCCCCCGGCACGCGUCCUCCCCCAGGGGAUGGAAGGGAGCAGAGAAGCCCCUGGUGAAGCUCUCGGCGAUGCGGAUGCUCGCAGGGCCUCGCAGGAGCUGCAGGAACCCGAACCAGAGCUCCGGGAGCAGCUGCAGAGAGCGAGGGCCGAGUACAGCAUGGCCACAGGUGUCAUUUCUUCCCUGCAAAGACAACUGGAGAUCCAAGAAUCCCAGCUUCGGAGAAUCCAAUCUGAAAAGGAAAUGCUCCAAAGGAAGCUCAGAGAGCGAGAACAUCAGCUACAAGGCUUGUCUGCCAAGUUUUGCAGUCUGACAGAAGAACAGGAAGAUAAAGAAAUGAUGGUGACAAUAGAGAAGGAGAACUGCAAUCUACGACAAGUAAAUUCGGUUGUCGCAGAACAAGAAUCCAAACUGGCUGAGCAGCGCCAGCUGAUCAGCGAGCUGCAGGAGGCAGUGGGGCAGCUGCAGGAGGAGGUUCGGAGCAGCCGGCACCGGCUCCGCCAGCAGCGACAGGCGCGGGACGCGGCGCAGAGCCAGGCAGAGGCCCUGCAGCACCAGGAGCUGCAAACGCGGGUGGCACUCGAGUGCCUCACCAGCAGGGUAAGUGUGACCCCGCACUGCAGGGUCCUGCCUCUGCCUGGGGACACGCCAACCAUUUCAAGCACAGGAUGCAAAAGCUUAGAGAUACCUAGGGCAGAAGCACAGCGGGAGAUGCACCAGGGCACUGCAGCCCUUUGCUCUCGGGGCCCAGCUUCCCGGGGCCAGAGGUGCAGGAAGCUCGGCCCAUUUGCUUCCCAGCUUUUUAGGAUGCGGCUCUUACGUCACUCACAAAGCCAACAGGCCUCAAAUACCGGGAGCCCCUGAGAAACAAGUUCAGGACAGUUACAUCACCAGAUUUCUAAUAUCCUUCCAGACUCAAAUAACAGGUAUCAUCUUAAAGCCAUUUCCUGCAGGUGUACGUGCCAGGUAGCAAGUACAGAGCCCAACCCCUGGGUAAGGGACUCAGUCCACCCAGAAACACAUCAUAAUCACAGUACUUGAAACAAAGCCCAGCCAAACUGCCUGUAAUUUCACAUAGAGACUGUCCGUUUCAUCCUUCCCUAGUACUUUGUCCAACAGCGGUCUCUGUAAAUCCAUGCAAAUGUCAAAGAAUCGUAUAUAAAGACUAAACACACCUACUUCUUUAUCAAAAGUUUGAAAGGUAUCGAAACAAAAUAAUCCAGGCUACGUUCAGCACAGCAGGCAUGAAGGCUCCCCAGGCAGAGCUGACGGACGAGGAGGUGCUGGAGGCGAUGCAG
Molecule: messenger RNA, 1468 nt
Organism: Columba livia (rock pigeon)
Lineage: Eukaryota; Metazoa; Chordata; Aves; Columbiformes; Columbidae
Gene: CCDC27
Product: coiled-coil domain containing 27
Exons: 4
Coding region: 201-1034 (277 amino acids)
Source: RefSeq, a predicted model, not a curated record